This is a messenger RNA of Panthera uncia (snow leopard), 1890 nucleotides long. RefSeq names its product proliferation-associated 2G4 (gene PA2G4). The transcript is spliced from 13 exons. The record is from RefSeq and is a predicted model, not a curated record. The coding region runs from base 438 to 1622 and encodes 394 amino acids. NCBI's taxonomy places the organism in Eukaryota, Metazoa, Chordata, Mammalia, Carnivora, Felidae.
CUCCUGGUGGAUGUGGUUUUUCCGGGAGAGACCACGCUUCCCAUGAAGCUCACCAACUGCUCCGCCUUCCCGCCGGAGCCUGACCCUUCCCAGAGUGCUUGGCGAUUCCGGCGUGCGAGGCCCUUGGAGGGCAAGGCCCCAGGGCCUGGCUUAAGAGCGCGAAAGGCGAACUGGGAAUUGUAGUUCAAGAGUCCACAAAGUCGACUAGAGGCGGCCUGUAGAAAGGACUCGUUGUCCCAGCGUGCCUUGCGCUUCAGCCCGCGCGCUCGCAGCUUCUCGCUCUCGCUCGCCCGCCCGCUCCCUGGCUAGCUCGCGCUUUCGCUCGCGCUUUCCUCGCGGAUCGAAGGGGCUGUAGGCACAGCCUGCGGCUGGGAAGGAAGACAGAGGCGGCGGCUCAGGAGGAACGAGGCUGCAGUGGUGGUGGUGGUAGUGGGAAGAUGUCGGGCGAGGACGAGCAGCAGGAGCAAACUAUCGCCGAGGACCUGGUCGUGACCAAGUAUAAGAUGGGGGGCGACAUCGCCAACCGGGUACUUCGGUCUUUGGUGGAAGCAUCCUGCUCAGGUGUGUCCGUACUGAGCCUGUGUGAGAAAGGUGAUGCCAUGAUUAUGGAAGAGACAGGGAAAAUUUUCAAGAAAGAAAAAGAAAUGAAGAAAGGUAUUGCCUUUCCCACCAGCAUUUCAGUAAAUAACUGUGUAUGUCACUUCUCCCCUUUGAAGAGCGACCAGGACUAUAUUCUCAAGGAAGGUGACUUGGUAAAAAUUGACCUUGGGGUCCAUGUGGAUGGCUUCAUCGCUAAUGUGGCUCACACUUUUGUGGUUGAUGUAGCUCAGGGGACCCAAGUAACAGGGCGGAAAGCAGAUGUCAUUAAGGCAGCUCACCUUUGUGCUGAAGCUGCCCUGCGCCUGGUCAAACCUGGAAACCAGAACACACAAGUGACAGAAGCCUGGAACAAAGUUGCCCACUCAUUUAAUUGCACACCAAUAGAAGGUAUGCUGUCACAUCAGUUGAAGCAGCAUGUCAUCGAUGGAGAGAAAACCAUUAUCCAGAAUCCCACAGACCAGCAGAAGAAGGACCAUGAAAAGGCUGAAUUUGAGGUACACGAAGUAUAUGCUGUGGAUGUUCUUGUCAGCUCAGGAGAGGGCAAGGCCAAGGAUGCAGGACAGAGAACCACCAUUUACAAACGAGACCCUUCUAAACAGUAUGGGCUGAAAAUGAAAACUUCACGUGCCUUCUUCAGUGAGGUCGAAAGGCGUUUUGAUGCCAUGCCAUUUACUUUAAGAGCAUUUGAAGAUGAGAAGAAGGCCCGCAUGGGUGUGGUGGAAUGUGCCAAACACGAACUGCUGCAGCCAUUUAAUGUUCUCUAUGAGAAGGAGGGUGAAUUUGUUGCCCAGUUUAAAUUUACAGUCCUGCUCAUGCCCAAUGGCCCCAUGCGGAUAACAAGUGGUCCCUUUGAGCCUGACCUUUACAAGUCUGAGAUGGAGGUCCAGGAUGCAGAGCUAAAGGCCCUCCUCCAGAGUUCUGCAAGUCGGAAAACCCAGAAAAAGAAAAAAAAGAAGGCCUCCAAGACUGCAGAAAAUGCCACCAGUGGGGAAACAUUAGAAGAGAAUGAAGCUGGGGACUGAGGUGGGUCCCAUCUCCCCAGCUUGCCGCUCCUGCCUCAUCCCUUUCCCACCACACCCCAGGCUCUGUGAAGUGCAGUUCGUCUUCUCCACCCAGGACCGCCAGCAGAGCAGGAUCUCCCUGCCCCCAUCCCUGUCCCUACCCCACUCCCUGUCCAACAACAACCAGCUCCAACUGACUCUGGUCUUGGGAGGCCAGGCUUCCCAGCCACCGAAGACUACUUUAAAUAGAAAAGAGAAAUUGAAUAAUAAAAUCAGGAGUCAAAAUUCA